UGGUGGCGUUGGUCGAGGCCCACCGCGUAGCGACUGCCCGGCAGUCUAGCGUCCGCUAUCGAAAUCCGACGACGAGCUGCUGCAGCCGACCGACACGCGUACUCUGCCCACACGCGUCGACAUCACCACGCAACAUAUUAUAUUAUUAUUUCGAUUAUCGUAAUACUAUAAUUAUUCAUAAUAAUAUAUCGUUACCAUUACCCUCGUACACUCGCCCGUCGUCCUGCCGUUUUACCAUAAUAUCCUUUGGACGUCCCGGCGUACCGUAUACGUCGACCGUACAUAACAUAGCGUCUGCGCGAGGUCAUGUCCGCUGUCUGCCGUCUGCUGCACGUGUACGGCGGCGGUGGUGACGAUAAGACGGUCGUCCGACACAUUAUUCUAAACGAUCACCACUGCACCAGGCAGAACGUCGGCGGCGACAGGGGUGGCUCGUAGUAAUCGACGCGACCCGCGCAGAAGAUGGUGACGGCCCGUUGCACCCGCGGUCUCACCGCCGGAACCACCGCCGCUACCGACUGCAGUGACUUUGGCCAUUCCGUGAACGAUAAGCAGACAUCGUCGACGACCGCGACCCGUGACACCGUCUGUCACUGCUUGGCCUGUUGUUACGUAACCACGACCGUUACGACAGCUCUGCAACCACCGGUGGUCCUGACCACCAGGAGAAAUAGCGGUAAGACAGCCGUGGACGCGAGUGAAUCUUCUGACAGCGAGCCGCCUUCCGAGGCCGCUGCGUUUGUCGCCUCCGCCUCCGCUGCGGCUUUAGUUUUGUUGGCCGCUCUGUUGGCCGUAGUGCUGUCUUCGGCCGCACUUUUGACCGUCGCGUCCAUGGUUCCGCUGGCCGACGCAGCCACGAGCGAUGUCCGCCGACCACAAGCCGCCGAUUAUAUACAUUUGUGGCACCACCAACAACAGCAGAAGCAGCAGCAACAGCAGCAGGUGGUUGGUCAGCGGAUAUACGACAGCGACGCGUUAAGACAGAAGAGGCAACUGUUCAACACGAAAACAAAUCGUGAACCCGGAGUUGUGGCUUUGACGUUUUCACUGAUUGGUGGAACUUUUUCGGACGCCCGUCAAGCAUUCCGGAACGUAUCAAGCAUCGUGCGCGACACAAUCAGCGAGGCGGCCAGAGAUCCUGCGGCCACCACCGCCGCCGCGGACCAGAUGAUGAUGGCCGCCGUCAAUACCGCGGACAACGAGGUCGGCGGCGGAGCUGCAUCCACCACUGUGGCCACGGACCAGAGGAUGGCCGGCCAAACACUGGGCAAGCUGCUCGGUCGCAACUACCGCGGUCUGCGCCGGCUGUUCGACUCCGAGCUCCGGUCCGCCGUCAAGAACUCGCCGGGCAAUGUUCGUGAUUUCGCCGUCGAGUUGAUGGGUUCCAUCGGUCAGAGUCUCAGACCAUCCAAUCUGUUUUCUCGGGGGCUGACAAACGGCACCACGACCACGGCCAGCCGACGAUGAUGGCGUAUAAUGGAGUCAUCGGAGGAGGCAAAGUCAAUAUCAAAGUCGAAAGUCAGAGUAGUCAGAAUUGGUGACGACGAAAGCACUACACAGUGUCCAUGGUCCGCGGAACGUCACAAUUACAUGAUAAUAAUUAUACGAUAAAUCAUAAUAAUAUUAUGGAGCCAUUUAACUGUCAAUCUUAUACCAUAUUAUUAUUAUGCAACCGAUUGAAUAUAAUAUAAUAUUAUUUAUUGCAAUAUGUAUAUUAUAUGAAUCGAAAUAUGUAUCAUCAGUUAUAGUCAUCAUUAGUAAAUUAGUAAUUAGUAGUGUAUUAAUAGUUUGUAUAAUUUAUUAGAGUACAACGGGAACGUAGGUACAUUUUUUUUUCUGUAAACGCGCUGGUCAAAGGAAUUGGAGUGAGUACGUUAUAUGCAUGUAAAUAUGUGUAUUCCUCUGAUCCGCCAUAAUAAUCUUAGGUCCGUUCAUACGUAACCAACAAAUGUAUAUAUUUAUUUAGUAUUAUUUUUAUUAUUAUUAUAUUGUAUUGUUUCGCGUAAGACUCGACGUGUUAUGUACUUAUAAAAAUAUUUAAACAAUUGUACGAAAGUUUUAAUAUUAUUUUAUUUUUUCGCAAUGUAGUCAUGUUGCACGUGAUAUCACUGUACAACGCUCAUUGGUUGAUUAUUUAUUCGAAAUAUAUUAUUUUUCUACGAUUA
Molecule: messenger RNA, 2165 nt
Organism: Metopolophium dirhodum (rose-grain aphid)
Lineage: Eukaryota; Metazoa; Arthropoda; Insecta; Hemiptera; Aphididae
Exons: 4
Coding region: 463-1467 (334 amino acids)
Source: RefSeq, a predicted model, not a curated record